Scleropages formosus (Asian bonytongue) is the source of this 1805-nucleotide messenger RNA. RefSeq names its product cytosolic non-specific dipeptidase-like. The transcript has 12 exons. Lineage: Eukaryota; Metazoa; Chordata; Actinopteri; Osteoglossiformes; Osteoglossidae. Gene Ontology annotation, molecular function: metallodipeptidase activity. Gene Ontology annotation, cellular component: cytosol. The record is from RefSeq and is a predicted model, not a curated record. Gene Ontology annotation, biological process: proteolysis. Bases 110 to 1585 code for a protein of 491 amino acids.
GAGGAUUAAGUGACCUCUCUGGCCCUUCUCUUCUCAUUUAAAACCCAAGCGGCUGUCAGAAGACCCAGUCUUCGGAGUUUUGAAGCCACCAAACAGUCGUCUUCCCAUCAUGAUUUGGUUCAUUCUGUCCCUUUUCCUUUCUUUGGAGUCAAACGCUCACUCUUUCCAGUUUGAGGAGCUCGCGAAGUACAUUGACAGCCAUGAGGAGGAGUACGUGGAGAUCCUCAGGGACUGGGUGGCUGUGGAGAGCGUUUCCACCGAUGUGCAAAAGAGGCCGGAUGUGGAGCGCAUGAUGGAAAUGACUGCAGAGAAGCUGAAGAACAUGCAGGGGAAGGUGGAGCUGGUGGACGUCGGACAACAGGAGCUCCCUGAUGGCACAACCAUCCCUCUGCCCAAAGUGGUCACUGCUCAGUUUGGCAGCGAUUCCAGUAAGCGUACGGUCUGCAUCUACGGCCAUGUGGACGUUCAGCCCGCCAGCAAGGAGGACGGCUGGGCCACGGAGCCGUACAAUCUGACUGACCUCAAUGGAAACCUCUAUGGCAGAGGGGCUUCGGACAACAAGGCUCCAGUCCUGGCCUGGAUUCACACGGUGGAAGCAUAUCAGAAACUCGGCAUUGAGCUCCCGGUGAACGUGAAGUUCAUCAUCGAGGGCAUGGAGGAGACCGGCUCCGAUGGCCUGGAAGCUAUGGUCAAGGUCCAGAAGGAUUCCUUCUUCGCUGACGUGGACUACAUCGUCAUCUCGGACUGCGGCUGGCUGAGCCGGCGCCCGGCGCUCACCUACGGCACCAGGGGAAACUGCUACUUUCAUGCCGCGGUGGAAGGACCCAAAGAGGACCUGCACUCUGGUGUACAUGGAGGAACUGUGAUCGAACCCAUGACAGACCUCAUUGGCAUCCUGAACACUAUGAUCAGCCCCAGCGGUCAAAUCCUGAUCCCAGGCAUCUGUGAAGCAGUAUCCCCAAUGACGGAGAAGGAGCGAGCGACAUACGAGAGCAUUGAGUUCGACAUGGAGGACUACAGGCAAAACAUUGGCGUCGAGCGGCUGAUGCACAGCAACAAGGUAGAGCUGCUGGCCCACCGUUGGCGCCAGCCGACAGUGUCCAUCCAUGGCAUCGAGGGAGCCUUCUCUGAUCCCGGCUCCAAGACCGUCAUUCCCGCCCGUGUCAUCGCCAAGUUCUCCAUCCGCCAGGUGCCUGACAUGGACCCAAAGGAGGUGGAGAAACAGGUGAAGGAGCACCUGGAAGCUGCUUUUGCCAAGCGAGGGACCCCAAACAAGCUGAAAGUGACCAUGGUCUUAGGAGCCAAGCCCUGGCUGGCCGACCCCCAGCAUCUACUGUAUGAGGCAGGGAAGGCUGCAGUAAAGACAGUGUUCAACGUAGAACCUGACCUGGUCCGUGAGGGAGGUACCAUCCCCAUUGCUCGGACCUUCCAAGAGGUGGUGGACAAGCCCAUCAUCAUGCUGCCCAUCGGAGGCUUCGACGAUGGCCUGCACUCCCAGAACGAGAAGAUGAGCAGGUACAACUACAUAGAAGGAACGAAGCUCUUCGCUGCCUACCUGCAUGAAGUCUCUCAGAUGAAGGACUGAGAGGAGAGGGUCAGUGAUGGACCCGUGAAGCAGCACUCAAGGGCUCGUCCUUUAGCUUGGCAGCAAGUCUUCUGCGCACAACUCAUAAUCAUCCAGCUACACAUACUCUUCUUGGGCUAAAUUGCUUGUGUGAACCCAAAGAAACUGCACAUCUGUCCAAAAACAAAAAGCUGAAGCAGAUCAUAGGACAUCUUGUAUGAGGAAAUAAAGAAGUAGCCUA